Messenger RNA from Crotalus tigris (Tiger rattlesnake), 1928 nucleotides. RefSeq names its product urokinase plasminogen activator surface receptor-like. The record is from RefSeq and is a predicted model, not a curated record. The transcript is spliced from 7 exons. Bases 1 to 1350 code for a protein of 449 amino acids. NCBI's taxonomy places the organism in Eukaryota, Metazoa, Chordata, Lepidosauria, Squamata, Viperidae. Gene Ontology annotation, cellular component: plasma membrane.
AUGUGGCCGCGAUGCGAACUUUUCAUCACUUCCCUUCCUGUCUCCUUCAUUCCGCCGCUGCUGCGUCACUCUCCGAAACUUGUCUUAAAAAAAAAAGAAACGAAAAAAGAGGGAUGUGAUGCUCGGGAUGGGGCCGGGCCAGCUGGAGGAGGGGGGUGGAUUUCAAACAUAAGCAGAGCGCGAGAAGGAAGGAACCGCAGUGUCUUUUUUACCCUUCCCCUCUGGGCUGCAAGAAUUGCUCCCAGGACCCCCCCCCCCCACCGCUUCGCUUUGCGGAUUAACCAGCCUGAUCCGACCUACGUCGUUCCGGAUCAUCUUCUGCAUCCCGAACCGAUGAAGCGCUUUUGGACCGGCGUUUUGUUCUCCUUGGUGGUGACAGAAGUUGUUGCCCUCCAGUGCUACUCAUGUAGUGGAAACAAUGACUGCCGGGAAACGGAAACAUGUAAAGAGCACCAGAAGAUGUGCAAGACCACCGUCAUGACCAUAAUCAAUCGACACAAGAUCACCCCCUACUUCCUCAAGGGUUGUGAUGUAAGUGGAAAGCCGAAUAAUUCCAUCUCACACCUUCUGGGCCAUCGACUUGUGUUUCUGGCAGAGGAACAUUGUAAAACCGAUUUGUGCAACAGUGGUGUUCCCAAGGAAAUACCCAGAGUGAGGGAUAUGAUCCAUGUCCAAAGCCACAGAGAAAGCAUCCUGAGUUGCUAUUCUUGUACAGCUGCUGAUAACACUUGUAACAACUCCAGUCUCACACAGAUGAAUUGUUUCUGGCCCCAGGAAAAGUGUGUGGAUAUCACCUCCUUGACAGAUCCAGAAGAAUUUCCCAAGGACCAGGAACGCAUCAAGGGCUGUGGCCAGCUUUCCCACUGCCAGGAUGCUCUGGGCUUCCAAAAUCACAAGAGUUUCUACAUGAUCAACUGUUGUAACUCCAGCUGGUGUAACAAACACGUGCAAGAUUACAAGAAGGCACCCUUGCCCUUGAACGGGGUCACGUGCCACAGCUGCGAAGGAAACACUACUCACGGUUGUGCCCCAGAUAACAUCACAACGGUGCAAUGCCGAGGCCCCAUGACUCAGUGCCUAGAAGCCUCGGGAAUCCACGGCAUCUCUGGCAACAAUUCAAUCAUCAAAGGUUGUGCUUCCCCAUCCUGGUGCGACAGCCCCUACACCUCCAUCUACAAGAAUCUGGGCAGCGUAGAGACCCACUGCUGUGCUAAUAAUCUAUGCAACAGUUGGAUCAUCGAUGGACAGAUGAAAGCAUCUCCAAGGAGCCAAGCCAGCCACUUCACCUUGGCCCAACACACUCUUAUUUCAACGGGUUUUCUGCUUUUUAUGGUUUUUCUUCUUUCUUAAGAAAGCUCAGAGACUUAGAACUGUGGCCUUUUGCAUUCUCCCCAAUAUUUAAUGCAGCUGGGAAUAACUAGGGGGGUUCCUGUUGAGCGCCCCUACUUAGACACACCGUAUACCUCACACCAUUAAAGAGACCACCAUCCCUACCAAACCAGGGGUGAAGAGACCACAGUCUUGGGGACCAAAGAAUACAUGUUUCAAGCACUCACGAGCCUCUGCACCUUCUCCCCUCCCUUUUUCAAAAUGGUCCUUAGCCCAGCUAUCCAUGCUGACUUGAGAAUAUUUAUUUUUUCUUGACUAAACACAGGUAGUCCUCGAUCUACGACCACAGUGGAGGUCAACCUUCCUGUGGCUAAGGGAGACCUUCGUUAAGUGAGUUUGGCCCCCAUUUUACCCCUUUUGUUGACACCACGUUUGUUAAGUGAAUCGCUUGCCGAUCUUAAGUUAAUAACAGGAUGGGGAAGUCCCUCUGGCUUCCCCAGUGACUUUGCUUGCCAGAAGGUUGGAAAGCAGGGUCACACGACCCCGGGACACUGCAAGUGUCGUAAAUAUGAAUCAGUCGCCAAGCGUCUGAAUUUUGA